Messenger RNA from Echinops telfairi (small Madagascar hedgehog), 2177 nucleotides. RefSeq names its product flagellum associated containing coiled-coil domains 1 (gene FLACC1). Lineage: Eukaryota; Metazoa; Chordata; Mammalia; Afrosoricida; Tenrecidae. Gene Ontology annotation, cellular component: sperm fibrous sheath; cytoplasm; outer dense fiber. The coding region runs from base 534 to 1868 and encodes 444 amino acids. The transcript has 14 exons. The record is from RefSeq and is a predicted model, not a curated record.
CCUCGGAGGAGGGUUUCUUCACUGGGCGCUACUCCAAGAGCUCGGAGCCAAUGAGGUUCUGCCAUUCUGUUUCCACAGCAGUGAAAUAAACAAGCCUUUGCCAGCCACCUCCCAAGAACAAGCCAACCUCACGCUCCAGGCCCAAGUCUGGGGAGUCUGAAGGCAGGGAGCGGCGGUCUGUAGCGUGGCUGUGGCCGCAGGAUUGAGACUCGGCCGGACUGUCUUUCGAACCGGGAACUCCCGGUCAAGGCCGUUGAGCCUUUCGGAAGCCUUUGAUUGGAUGCACUGGGAGGCGGCCGCCGGGCUUCCCCAUCGGGAAUAAUUUUCCGUUUUGGCUUUUCAAUCAACUGGAAUAGCCACUCGAGGCUGAAAUUCUGGAACCUCUGGAUCUGACCUACUCUGAUUUCAGAAUAACCGUGUGGGUGCCUUUAAAACUUUUGACUUGAGGAGGCGGUGCAUGGGAAAAAACAAACUGGGGGGCAGUUCCAGCAAGAUCCUGAUCCAGCAGCCCAGACUGCCCAUGACCUUGAAUCAUGUAUCCCAAUCCUCUGAUCUACUGCACCUGCUGGGACCCCUGGAACCUGGGACCACGGAAGCUAAUCAAGACCCCUCGGCCACCACACAAAAUCUCUAAAGGGAAGCCCAAGCUAAGUCCUCUCGCAGCAGACUCAAAAAAACAAGAUGACUGCCAACUAGCUAUAAAACCCCUUAUCCCAAACAAACCUUCCCCUCUCGGAAUGAAAAUCAAUUUUGGAAAACAGAGCAUGAAAUUACCUUAUGAAGUGGUGAACGUGUCACCUGGCUAUCGCCUUGUUCGGAAUCGGGAGCAGAUUUCGGUCACCUUAGGGGAUGAGCUGUUCGACCGAAAAAAGCCCUCAGACACGGAGAUCACGAGCAAAAUAGGAGCUUCCAGGACUAAUAUCAUUUCUGACCUAGAAGAGCAGAUCUCGGAGCUGACAGCGAUCAUAGAGCAAUUGAACAGGGACCACCAGGCUGCCCAAAAAUUGCUCGCCAGUGAGAUGGAAACACGGUGCGCCGAGUUGGAGCAGAACUUUGAAAACAAGCACAGGUACGCUUUCCAGCAUAGGCCCUUGUAUGUUGCCGUCCUGGCAUCCUUUGCAGGAUUUCGGCUCACUGAAACUCCCAACAGCUUGAAGGGCAGCCUGGAAGGUGUGCACAUCAGAGAACUGAUGAGUGUGUUGUUUUCCUUUUGUCCAGAGGAGCUGAGAAAGGAAUAUAAAUACUUGAAGAAUAUGUUCCAUGUGUAUCAGGACAGCAUUCAUGAUGAGAUGGAGGAUAAGUGGUCCAAGAGGAAGGCAGAAUGGGAGAAGGAUGAGAGGAUGGAACGAGAAAAGAUCCUGCUACAGCAAAAACACAGGAUGACAAAGAGGUUUGAGGUACAGUCAGAAGAAGAGAAGAAGAGGAUCAAUCACUCCUACACUACUGCCUUGGAGAUCUUCAACCGAGAGAAGGAGGAGUUCUUGAAACAACAUGAAAACAACGCCAAAAAAUUAGAAGAACUGGCCAAGACCAAAGAGACCAUACAGGAAGAGUUGCAUGCACAAGCUGUGGUCCUCGAAUCACUUAACACAACCCUCUACCAAACCCAGUUGGAACUCCAGAAAGAGAAAACUGCAGUGAUGUAUCUUGAGAAAACACUCCAGACCAAGUUUACUGAAGCUGAAGAAAAGUAUAAAUCCACCAUACACCUCCUGACACAAGAAAACAUGCGAUUAAGGCAAAAAUUAGUUGCCAAGAAUGAAGAAACUUAUGAAGGGCGAUCUGGGAGAUUAGCUUCUAUUAAUGCUUAUGAAGAUUAUUCUGAUAUUUUAGAAGAUGGCAGAGGCCCCACCAGAAAACAAGAAUAAAACCUCUCCCGUAUCUGAAGACAGCAAGAACGGCAGUUCUGUGUGCCCAGGGAGCACCUGUGAGCCUGUCUGGAGAAGUGCAUCUGAUGAGUGUUGUUCUUGGAUUGCCUUGAUUCUGUUUUCAUCCUCCCAUGACUGGCCGUCUGCUCACUGGGCGGGAAGGCUUGACUGAUUGCUCCCCUCAAUCGUGCAGUGGUGCGUGCUUCUGAUGGAGGAAGGAGCUCCCUUCUGGCCUUGUACUCAUUUCCUCUUCUGCCUUCACAGAGAGAGACUGAACCAAAGUUCUUCCUAUUAAACAUUGUGCCUUUU